GGGAGCCCCAGUUCCGGUCAUUGACCAAUGGUCAAAACUUUAGACAGUGUUAGACAUAAUGAUAUCCAAGCACCGAGGCAGCGCCAGAGCAAAUAUAUUUGAGUGAAUAAUGACAACUUGGCGAUGCUCUUUGACAUGAGUACAGGUCUGUAAGCCUGAUUAAUUAUGGACGAAGAAGUGAGGAUAACAUUGGCGGACAACGAGAUCAACGCAGCAGACGAAUCCCAGGACGACGCCGGACAGCAGACGACAGGAGGAAUGGCGGGAAACGGGACUCAGAAAAUAGAACCAGACGUCUUCAUCCUGAUGGGGAAGGACGUGAGAGAUGAUCUGGUCGAUAACGACGAGAGGAGCGACUACGAGGAAGAUGAUGACGAGGAAAGUGACGAUGAGCCGCUGCGAGAUAAAUUUAUUUUGGAGGAGCACCAGGACCCCGCCUCUAACUUCCCAAACACAAGGGCUGGAAGAGCUCGUUAUAUGGUGGGUAGAGUUAUGGAGCACAUAGCCUUCCACCUGUUGACGAUUCUGUUGAUUCUGUUGGACGUCUCCAUUGUGAUCACGGAUCUAGCGGCGGGGGAGGCAGCUCACCAUCACGAGGAGUUAGAAAUCUGUAGCAGGAUCAUCAUCAUCUACUUCACCAUAGAGGUCAUGUUUCGGAUCUUCUACAAAGGGGAUGACUUUUUCCGUCAUUGGGCUGAUAUAUUAGAUAUGAUUGUUGUGUUUGGAACCUUUAUUAUAGACUUCACUCUAAGUGGCUACGCACGAUUGAGUAUCAUUGGACGAACGGUGCGGAUUAUCCGGGGAUUGAGAGGUGUGUACAUUAUGUACUCGGAGUACCGCAUGUUUAAGAAAGCCACAAGGAGGGUCGUAUCCCAGAACAAGAGGAGGUAUAGGAAAGAAGGCUUUGAUCUGGACCUCUGUUAUGUUACAGAGCGAGUGAUUGCCAUGUCCUUCCCCUCCUCAGGCGUACGGUCUCUGUACAGGAACCCUAUCAGAAAGGUUGGGAAAUUUUUGGAUAAGAAGCACUCCAACCACUAUAAAGUCUAUGACUUGUGCAGUGAACUGACAUACAAUAGAGAUGUUUUCCACAACAGAGUCGAAAAAGUUAGGGUAGACGACCAUAAUGUUCCGAGACUUAAGGAUAUGAUCAACUUCUGUGAAGACGUUAAAGACUGGUUAAAAGCAGACGAGAGGAACAUUAUAACUGUUCAUUGUAAAGGUGGAAAAGGGCGAACGGGAACCAUGAUAUGUACCUGGCUCAUCCAUACCGAAUUAUUUGAACAAGCUCAG
Messenger RNA from Saccostrea cuccullata (small rock oyster), 1290 nucleotides. Its product is annotated as phosphatidylinositol 3,4,5-trisphosphate 3-phosphatase TPTE2-like. Gene Ontology annotation, cellular component: cell projection; plasma membrane; nucleus. The transcript is spliced from 9 exons. The annotation marks the transcript as partial. The record is from RefSeq and is a predicted model, not a curated record. Gene Ontology annotation, molecular function: monoatomic ion channel activity; protein tyrosine phosphatase activity; phosphatidylinositol-3,4,5-trisphosphate 3-phosphatase activity. Gene Ontology annotation, biological process: protein dephosphorylation; regulation of phosphatidylinositol 3-kinase/protein kinase B signal transduction; monoatomic ion transport. NCBI's taxonomy places the organism in Eukaryota, Metazoa, Mollusca, Bivalvia, Ostreida, Ostreidae.